Anguilla anguilla (European eel) is the source of this 7421-nucleotide messenger RNA. RefSeq names its product protein TANC2-like. The transcript has 29 exons. Bases 1220 to 7366 code for a protein of 2048 amino acids. NCBI's taxonomy places the organism in Eukaryota, Metazoa, Chordata, Actinopteri, Anguilliformes, Anguillidae. Gene Ontology annotation, molecular function: protein binding. Gene Ontology annotation, biological process: regulation of dendritic spine morphogenesis. Gene Ontology annotation, cellular component: dendritic spine. The record is from RefSeq and is a predicted model, not a curated record.
GUAGUAUGCAAAGGUCAAAUGCGCACACCUGACUUUUUCAGCUGGUGUCUUAAUAUAUAGGACUAGCAUAUGGCAAUAGCGGCUGAACGUAACUCCCCCUUUCUUCUGCUAGAACAAAAAUUAUGGACUGUUUUUUUUUUUUGUUUUGUUUUGUUUGUUACUGAGAAAUGUGCCUGAAGUGAUUUGUCCUGAUUGUAUGCAACAGAUAAAGACUAAGUUUCUCUGCAUUUAGUACUUGUGGUAGGCUGUCUUUGGGAAAAUAUGUGUAAAAUCAGAAAAUAUGCUUUGACCAAUAAAACCUUGUGUUUUUUUAAUUAUGCAACUGAGUACAUUAAUGAUUAGGCAUAAGCGUAUACAUUGAACUAUGAACAAUGGCAGAAGCAUGAAUGACUCUAAAAGGUCAAUUUUUCAUUACGUCAUACAAUACAAUGACUAUACAAUUCGUGGAACUGAACUGAACUGAGAUUAUACUUGCUGUGCUUUGACAAAGAUAUGCUCACUUUGUGUCCAAAGAGUACGUUCUGAAACAGCCGCAGUGCUGGACACAAACUGCAGCAGUUUUCUCCACACAAACUCUCUGUGUGACAAACAUUCCCCUACCCCACCACAUCCCCCGGUAGUGGCUGUCCUGCCACCAGCCGAAGCUGCACGGGACAGGACAAAGCAGCGAGGCGUUCAACCAUGUGACCAAGUCACUGCACCUAACGGUGGCAGUUAACCCCCUUCCCCACUCUCUCAAAAUAAGGGUUCCUUGGCUUGUCUCUGUAGGGGAGCCCUUUUUGCGGUAGCUCAUCAUGACCCUCUUAGGUAGCUGUGAAAAGUGUGAAAGCUCCCAGACUGAACCAUUUUGCCCAACCACGAACCCUUGAACUGGGCAGGGUUCCUCUAUGGGGACAUAGAGGAGCCUUCUGGAGCGUUUUUCUUCUGAGAGUGUCAAUGAACGAGGGUCAUCCUUCCUUGGUCUUGCAUGCGCAGCAGCCUUUUGUGUUGUUGGGCGCUGCUGUUCGCACAGCACAUGGAGAGGAUCUCACAAAGACGCCCGAGGAGGACAAAGGACAUCCACACCUCAGCGCUGCUGGAUUUACCGCCCCGGAAUGGGACCGGGGCUGCGGCCCACCCGAGAGGAACACACGAACCCCGACCCCCCCACCCCAGACCUAUGAGAGCAUUCGCAGCACACUCAUGAUUUCUCCAUAGCCACGAGCGGACUGGUGCAGCCAUGUUCAGGAACAGCUUGAAGAUGUUGCUCAGCGGCGGGAAGUCCAACCGCAAGAACCGCAACAGCGGUGGCAGCUCCACAGACAGCGACUGCACCUUCGAGGGAGACUACACGGUGCCCGCGCUGCCGGUGACGGAAGGCAUGCAGCACAUCCGCAUCAUGGAGGGCGUGUCCCGCUCACUGCCCUCCUCCCCGCUGCUCACGCACCAGGCCAUCAGCAUGCGGCUGCAGCCAAUGAAGAGGCUCACAGCCCCGCUACGGAAAGCAAAGUUUGUGGAGGGCCCUCGCAUUCCAGACUCGGAGCUUGGCUCCCCUACACACACCUCUUCCCCUGCCAGGACUCCCAACCUGGAUCCAUACCAUCCCGGGGAGGCGAACCCGGAGCUGGGGCCCCCUCCGUCGGUGGACGAGGCGGCCAACACCCUGAUGACGCGGCUGGGCUUCCUGCUGGGCGAGAAAGUGAGCGAGGGGCCGGCGGGAGCUCAGUACAGCAUGGAGGAGCAGGACGACAGCCAGGGCCUGUCGGGGACCCAGAGGAUCAGCCCGUGCUCCACCCUGACCAGCAGCACCGCCUCCCCACCCGCCGGGAGCCCCUGCUCCACCCUGCCCUCCGCCACCCCGGGGAACCCUGGGAGCAAGGACUGCACCUACGGCUCCGUCACCAGCCCCACCUCCACCCUGGAGAGCAGGGACAGCGGCAUCAUUGCCACGCUGACCAGCUAUUCGGAGAACGUGGAGCGGGGGGGCAAGCACGGCGAGGGCUCGCGCGGGAACCUGAAGCUCUGGCAGUCGCAGAAGUUGGGCGUGGACUCCUACCUGUACCGCGUGGACGAGAACAUGACCGCCUCCACCUACAGCCUCAACAAGAUCCCCGAGAGGAACCUGGACACCAUGUCCUCCCACUCCGUACACUCCAUCCCCCUCUACCUCAUGCCCCGCCCCAACUCCGUGGCAGCCACCAGCUCGGCUCACCUGGAGGACCUGGCAUACCUGGAUGAGCAGAGACACGCCCCGCUGCGCACCUCCCUCCGGAUGCCCCGGCAGACCGCGGGGGCCGGACGCUCCGGGCAGGACCUCAGAGCUUCCCCUAGCACCCAUGCCUGGCAGUCCCAGUCAAUGCGCUUCGCCCCGUACCGGCCCCCGGACAUCUCGCUGAAGCCGCUGCUGUUCGAGGUGCCCAGCAUCACCGUGGACUCGGUCUUCAUCGGCCGCAACUGGCUCUUCCAGGAGAUCGACGGCCAGCUGCGCAGCCCCGACCCCGGCUCCAACCGCGGCGUGGUGGUGGUGGGCAACAUCGGCUACGGCAAGACCGCCAUCGUCUCCCGCCUGGUGGCGCUCAGCUGCCACGGCACCCGCAUGCGCCAGAUCGCCUCGGACAGCCCCCACGCCUCGCCCAAACACACAGAGGGCCUGCCCCUCAGCCAGCCCCAGCCCUCCCAUGGCACCUUGGGUGGGGGGAGCUGUCCUGGUACACCAGAGAUGCGCCGGCGGCAGGAGGAGGCUAUGAGAAGACUAGCUUCUCAGGUGGUGGCGUACCACUACUGCCAGGCGGACAACGCGUACACCUGCCUGGUGCCGGAGUUUGUGCACAACGUGGCGGCGCUGCUCUGCCGAUCGCCGCAGCUCCUGGCCUACAGGGAGCAGCUGCUGAGGGAGCCGCACCUCCAGAGCAUGCUCAGUCUGCGCUCCUGCGUGCAGGACCCCCUGGCCUCCUUCAGGAGAGGGGUGCUGGAGCCCCUGGACACCCUCUACAAAGAGAGGAAGAUCACCACCGACGAAGACCUCAUCAUCCUCAUCGACGGGCUGAACGAAGCAGAGUUCCACAAACCUGACUACGGGGAUACGAUAGUCUCCUUCCUGAACAAGACCAUCAGCAGGUUCCCUCCCUGGCUGAAGCUGGUGGUGACCGUGCGGAGCUCUCUGCAGGUGCGUGCAAGUGAGGAGGAGAUCACCAAGCUCCUCCCCUUCCACCGCGUCUCGCUGGACCGGCUGGAGGAGAACGAGUCGAUCGAGCAGGACCUCCAGGGCUACAUCCUCCACCGCAUCCACAGCAGCCCCGAGAUCCAGAACAACAUCUCGCUCAACGGCAAGAUGGACAACGCCUCUUUCGGCAAGCUGAGCGCCCACCUGAAGGCGCUGAGCCAGGGCUCCUACCUGUACCUCAAGCUGACCUUCGACCUCAUCGAGAAGGGCUACCUGGUGCUCAAGAGCUCCAGCUACAAGGUGGUGCCGGUGAGCCUGGCCGAGGUCUACCUGCUGCAGUGCAACAUGCGCUUCCCCACGCAGUCGUCCUUCGAGCGCGCCCUGCCGCUGCUCAACGUGGCCGUGGCCUCGCUGCACCCGCUGACGGACGAGCAGGCCUUCCAGGCCAUCAACGCCGGCACCGUGCAGGGCGCCGUGGACUGGGAGGACUUCCAGCAGCGGCUGGACAACCUGUCCAUCUUCCUGGUGAAGCGGCGGGACGGCACGCGCAUGUUCGUGCACCCCUCCUUCCGCGAGUGGCUCAUCUGGAGGGAGGAGGGCGAGAAGACCAAGUUCCUGUGUGACCCCAGGAGCGGUCACACUCUCCUGGCCUUCUGGUUCUCCCGGCAAGACGGCAAGCUGAACCGGCAGCAGACCAUCGAGCUGGGCCACCACAUCCUCAAAGCACACAUCUUUAAGGGCCUGAGCAAGAAGGUUGGGGUUUCCUCGUCCGUCCUGCAGGGGUUGUGGGUGUCAUACAGCACGGAGGGGCUCUCCACCGCACUGUCAUCACUGAGGAACCUCUACACGCCCAACAUCAAGGUGAGCCGGCUGUUGAUCAUGGGCGGGGCCAACGUGAACUACCGCACCGAGGUGCUGAACAACGCGCCCAUCCUGUGCGUGCACGCCCACCUGGGCUACGUGGAGACGCUGUCCCUGCUGCUGGAGUUCGGCGCGUCCGUCGACUCGGCCUCCGAGACGGGCCUCACGCCGUUGGGCUACGCCGCGGGCGCGGGGCACCUCGCCAUCGUCACCACGCUGUGCCGCCGGAGAGCGAAGGUGGAUCACCUGGAUAAGAAUGGCCAGUGCGCGCUGGUGCACGCGGCCCUCAGGGGUCACCUGGAGGUGGUGCAGUUCCUCAUCCAGUGCGACUGGACCAUGGGAGGCCAGCUGCAGGGCGUCUUCAGCAAAAGCCAUGCCGUCCAGCAGGCCCUGGUGGCUGCGGCCAGCAUGGGCUACACAGAGAUCGUGUCCUACCUGCUGGACCUGCCGGAGAAGGACGAGGAGGAGGUGGAGCGUGCUCAGAUCAACAGCUUUGACACGCUGUGGGGGGAGACGGCGCUCACGGCGGCCGCGGGGCGGGGGAAGCUGGAGGUGUGCCGGCUGCUGCUGGAGCAGGGCGCCGCCGUGGGACAGCCCAACCGCCGCGGGAUCGUCCCCCUCUUCAGCACCGUGCGCCAGGGACACUGGCAGAUAGUGGACCUGCUGCUGACUCACGGGGCAGAUGUGAACAUGGCGGAUAAACAGGGCCGCACCCCGCUAAUGAUGGCGGCGUCUGAGGGGCAUCUGGGCACGGCCGAGUUCCUGCUGGCGCAAGGUGCUUCCCUGUCUCUGAUGGAUAAGGAGGGGCUGACGGCGCUGAGCUGGGCAUGUCUGAAGGGGCACCUGCCGGUAGUGCGCUCCCUGGUGGAGAGGGGGGCCGCCACCGACCACGCCGACAAGAACGGCAGAACGCCGCUCGACCUGGCGGCUUUCUACGGCGACGCCGAGGUGGUGCAGUUCCUGGUGGACCAUGGGGCCAUGAUCGAGCACGUGGACUACAGUGGCAUGCGGCCGCUGGACAGGGCGGUGGGCUGCCGAAACACAUCCGUGGUGGUGGCCUUACUGAAGAAGGGAGCCAAGAUAGGAUGUCAGACCCUACCCAGUCGCCCCCGAGGUCCGGCAACAUGGGCAAUGGCCACCUCAAAGCCUGACAUCAUGAUCAUUCUCCUGAGCAAGCUGAUUGAGGAAGGGGACAGCUUCUAUAAGAAGGGGAAGGUGAAGGAGGCCGCCCAGCGCUACCAGUACGCGCUCAAGAAGUUCCCGCGGGAAGGCUUCAGCGAGGACCUCAAGACCUUCCGCGAGCUCAAGGUGUCCCUGCUGCUCAACCUGUCCCGCUGCAGGAGGAAAAUGAAUGACUUUGGGAUGGCUGAGGAGUUUGCCACCAAGGCUCUAGAGUUGAAACCAAAAUCAUACGAGGCCUAUUACGCCAGAGCCCGCGCCAAGCGCAGCAGCAGGCAGUUCCCCGCAGCCCUGGCGGACCUGAAUGAAGCCAUGAAGCACUGCCCCAACAACCGUGAGAUCCAGCGCCUGCUGCUGCGUGUGGAGGAGGAGUGCCGCCAGGUAACCCAGCAACAGGAGCUGGAGGCUCUGCCCCCUCCCCCGCCCGCCGAGGAGCUGGCCCCGCCCCCCGAGCCCCGCCUGGACGACAUGGAGCCCGUGCAGGACCUGUUUGAGGACGAGGACUACCUGGAGCAGGACAUGGAGGGCGUGUCCAUGGGCCUGCCCCCCGAGCCCCGCAACGCCCCCCCCCCCACCCAGAGCCCGCCCCCGUCCCCGAGCCACCGCGACUCGGCCUACCUCUCCGGGGGCCAGUCCUUCGACUUCCGCCCCAGCCCGCCGUCCAUGUCCUCCCCCCCCCUCCAGGGCUACCAGUCCCCCUCCCCCUCCCUGUCCCCCACCCACCAGAACUCCCACUACCGGCCCAGCCCCCCUCAAACGUCCCCCGCCCACCAGGUCUCCCCCUACUGCUACAGCCCCCCGCCCCUGGGCGCCGACUACGGGAGCCCCCCUCCCUCGCCCCUCCGCAGGGGGCCGCAGUACCGGGCCACGCCCCCGGCCGAAAGCAUGGGCCUGUACCGGUCCCAGUCCGGCUCCCCGGUCCGGUACCAGCAGGAGCCCCUCCCCCCCCGGCCCAAGUCGCCCCUGUCCAAAAUGAGCAGCCAGCGCUCCUUCCAGCUGAGCCCCCAGCCGCCCCCCGUCCAGGGCCAGCAGGGGCACCGGCCGCAGGCCUCCAAGGCGCACAUCGUCCGCACGGGGCAGGCGGCCGCGCUGGGCAGCAGCGCCUACGGCCAGAUAUCGCAGUCCAUGAGCGCCCGCUACCCGGAGGAGGUGGGCCGGCUGGUGUACCAGCCGUCCCUGGAUGGUAGGCCCAUGACGCAGGUGCAGGCCAGCCUCAGCGCGGGGGCCCUGUACCAGCACGGCGGGCGGGCCGGCAUGGGCGGGGUCGCGGGGGCGGAGUCGGGCCUGGUCAGGGAGGAGCUCCCGCCGCGGCCCGCCUCGGCCUACAGGGGAGGGGGUCGCUACGGCCAGACCCCCCAGAUCAGCCGCAGCCAAUCGGCGGCCUACUACCCCGUCUCCAGGGGCGAGCUCGAGAGGCAGCCGUGCCAGGUGGGCUCGCCCGAAAACACGCACCUGGCCCCCCGCCGGCCCGUCAGCGCCAACCCCGCCGAGAUCAAGCAGCACCCGCCGGCCCCGCGGCCGCUCAUCCACUCCCAGAGCGUGGGCCUGCGCUUCUCGCCCUCCGCGAGCAGCCUCUCUGUGGGGCCCGCCUGUAAUCUAGCCGCAGGCUUCCGGGGCAUGGAGGUGCUGCUCAACCCGGCUUAUGAGAGCUACUGCGACGACCUGUCGCCCGUCUCCCCCCCGCAGCAGUGCGACGGAAGGGGGGGCGGUGGGGGCGGGGCCUACCCAGGGGAGGCGGCCCGCUCCCGGACCACGCCCUUCAUGGGCGUCAUCGACAAGACGGCGCGGACGCACACGCAGUCGCAGCAGUACCUGCAGCAGCCCUCCAGGCCGUGGGCCGUGUCCUCGCUGGACAUGGCGGUAAGCCCCACCUCUGCGGGGGGCGUGGCCCAGCAAGGGGGCGGGGGCGGAGGCCCCUCCUACAGUCCGCCCUCCUCGCUGGGCAACAUCGCCUACUACAACAAGACCAACAACGCGCAGAACGGCCACCUGCUGGAGGACGAGUACUACCUGCCCGCGGGGGAGAUCCAGGCGCCCACCUACCCCGACGUCAAGGUGGCGCGGACCCUCCCGGUGGCACAGGUCUACCAGGACAGCGUUUACCGCCAGCUCUCUCGCGACUCCCGGCAAGGCCCCACCUCGCCCAUCAAACCAAAGAGACCGUUCGUAGAGUCGAACGUGUAGAGGACUCUGUGCAGGGGGAGAGGAGAGGGGAGCAGGGGGAGAGGAGAGGGGAGCA